Messenger RNA from Humulus lupulus (European hop), 894 nucleotides. RefSeq lists its product as uncharacterized. The record is from RefSeq and is a predicted model, not a curated record. The transcript has 2 exons. Bases 38 to 667 code for a protein of 209 amino acids. Lineage: Eukaryota; Viridiplantae; Streptophyta; Magnoliopsida; Rosales; Cannabaceae.
UCCCCAUUUUAUGGUACUGUUGAUUUGGUGAUUUAGGAUGGAAGUUUUAUUGCUGAAUUCUAUAAUGGAAUCAAUUCAGAGGCUGCGUAAUGAUUAUGCUGGGUUGAAAGAUGAUUUGAGAGUAAUUAAAGAUGAAUUACGUGCAAUAACUGAACAUGGGAAACAUAGACAUAGUGAGGCGAAAAUCUUUGAGCGUAAAAUGGUUGAAAAAUUAAUUGGGAGGAAGGAAGAUGUUGCUUUUGUAAAUCCUUCAGGUAAAGACAAAGCAAAUGAUUUUGAUAGACAGAAAGAUGGUGUCCUUAAAUGUAGUGGGGUUGAAAGCAAAAUGGACGAUUUAAGUAACGGUGAGUUGAAUAAGUGUGUAGGAGAUAUUCAGGGGUUAGAUGAUAGCUCAACUAAUAUAGAAUGCAAAAGGAAGACAUGUGUUGGUAAUGGAGAGGAUAAAUGUUUGGGGGGAAACUUCGAGAACUUUGAUGAUACUGUUUUCAGGAUUUCAUCCCAAUUUGGAGAAACAUUAUUGCAGCGUGAAAUGUCGAUGAAAAAGCCUAGAGUUUGUACGAUUAACCAAAAAUGUUCAAAGUUGUCGAAUGUAAAAGUAGGAAGCCAGUCAGUGUCUAGUAGCAUUGGUGGGCCUGUUGAACGGAGGAAAAAAACGGUAAAUGUGUAAUUGAGUACGUUUUAUAUUUAUUUGUUAUUGUACCUUGUUUUAUAAUUUACUAGUUUAUUUAAUCAGGUGAAGAGUAAAUCGCAGACAACUCCACGUGGAGUUUAUGUUUCUAAUGUUACAACUGGGCAGAGCCAAAGCAUAGGGCCCUUUAAAAUUCGCACCCCCAUAAUUGACGAUGAUAUAGGGAAAUUAAUAGAAUACAUAUUUGAUGAUAGUUUGAAUCAUGA